Molecule: messenger RNA, 4669 nt
Organism: Sitodiplosis mosellana (orange wheat blossom midge)
Lineage: Eukaryota; Metazoa; Arthropoda; Insecta; Diptera; Cecidomyiidae
Gene: Sur-8
Product: leucine-rich repeat protein soc-2 homolog
Exons: 2
Coding region: 1062-2696 (544 amino acids)
Molecular function (GO): protein binding
Source: RefSeq, a predicted model, not a curated record
CGUAAAUCAAUAUCGGAGAAGACAGUUUUGACGUUUCUCGCUUAAGCUCUCCGUACAAUCACGGUCAAAUUCCAUUAUCAGAAUGUGUGUAUGGCAAUUUAAUUUGAUAAAAUUGUUAUGAACCAACGAUAUCCACUUUCGAUUUCUGCCAUUUUUCCCAUCUCGUCCUUUUUGUUUCAUUCUUACCAAGUUCAAAUCGACCAUCGAUUCGCGUUUCAUGAACACAUAAAUUAAAAAUGAAAUAAAAUAGAAAACAAAAAUUUGGUGGAUAAAACGUAGUUUAUGUGCGAAAAAUAAAAUAAAAUAAAAUAUUAAAUUUAUGGUUUCUAUUUGAAAUUCAUUAACACAAGCAGUUCUAAGGUCGCACCGUGUGCCAACUUCAUGCUGAAUUCACGGAUACUUUUUUUUCUCUUUUAAUAUGGUGCGGGGUGUUUUUCAUAGACGCCAUUAUCCUUAAUUUUUUCUAAUAUUGCUAUAAGAUCCCAAAAUAGCUCGACCAGACAGCAAAACGAACAUUUGUUUUCAUCGUUUCGAGUGUUUUUUUUUAAUUCAUUAAGUGUUUGUCUCUACUUUUUGGAUGCUGACAUUUUAUUUGUCUAUUUGUGAUUGUUGAAUUUGUUGUUCUGUGUGAAAUAAAAAUUUCUUGUUACAAAAUGCAGACCUAUGUUAUGGGAUAAAUUUGGAGAAAAUCCACACGAACGAUAAAUAACACAUAAACAGCGAAACGAACAGCAGCAUAGGCACAGCAGCCGUAGCAGCAGUAACAACAACAAUAACAGCAGCAGCAAUAGAACUUCGGCGUAUCCGAAUGCUUGAAUGUUUGGAUGGAGAAUGUAAAUGCGAACAGUUUUCAAGACAAAAAUAAGAUAAACACAACAUUUCAUUGAGCAUUGUGUUUUUCGUUCUCAUAAAACACAAUAUUCUCGCACUGCUUCCAUUUCGUCGUUUUGUGGCUUAGUGAAAUAAAGCAACACAAGCACAAACACAAACACAAACACAGAGUGAGAGAGAGAGAGAGAGCGACGACCCAUUCGCAUUGGAAAAGUGUGGAAUUCAAAAGUAUGAAUAUUGGAUCGUCAUCGACUAGUUCGAAUGCGAGUACAAGCAACGAAAUGUCUGUGGAAUCGCGACCAAAACAAGUUACGGUCAAGCAUCCUGAAUCAAAUAAACCGAAGCCAACGACGAAGAAAACCAAACCGAUUCAGGCGGAUUUGGAUGUGAUCAAGGAAUUCGCACGAUGUCGCGACGAAAAUAUCAAAGUGUUAGAUCUCAGCAAGUCGUCAAUUACAUUGAUACCGCCAUCGGUGAAAGAGUGCACAAAUUUAGCCGAAAUUUACCUGUAUGGCAAUAAAAUUGUUUCGCUGCCCGCCGAGAUCGGAUGUCUGGCAAACUUGAAAACGUUGGCGCUCAAUGAAAACUCUCUUACCUCAUUGCCGGAUUCGUUGUCGAAUCUGAAGCAACUCAAGGUGCUUGAUCUGAGACACAACAAACUCUCUGAAAUACCUGAAGUGAUUUACACAUUGACCUCGCUGACAACACUCUACUUGCGAUUCAAUCGCAUCAAAAAUGUCGGCUUCGGCAUCAGCAAACUCACCAAUUUGACAAUGCUCAGUCUGCGAGAGAAUAAAAUCCGGGAAUUAUCGUCCGGCAUUGGAUUUCUAGUCAAUCUCACCACAUUUGAUGUAUCGCACAAUCAUCUCGAGCAUUUGCCCGAAGAAAUCGGCAACUGUACCAAUCUCAGUGCGUUGGAUUUGCAGCACAAUGAACUGUUAGAUAUUCCGCAAUCGAUUGGCAAUUUGCAGAAUUUGGCACGAAUUGGUUUGCGAUAUAAUCGGCUCACGCACAUACCAGCCUCGCUCAAGAACUGCAAGUACAUGGACGAAUUCAAUGUGGAGGGCAAUGGAAUAUCAUCGUUGCCGGACGGUUUGCUGGCCAGCCUAACAUCGCUCACGUCAAUUACGCUGUCGCGCAACCUGUUCACCACGUAUCCAACAGGUGGACCAGCUCAAUUCACAAACGUUACAUCGAUCAAUUUGGAGCACAAUCAAAUCGAUAAAAUACCAUAUGGCAUUUUUUCGCGCGCAAAAGGUAUCACCAAACUCAAUAUGAAAGAGAAUGUUCUCACCUCACUUCCAUUGGAUGUUGGCAACUGGCUGCACAUGGUUGAAUUGAAUCUGGGCACAAAUUCACUAUCAAAAAUCCCAGACGACAUACAUUCCCUGCAAAAUUUGGAAAUUCUCAUUCUGUCAAAUAAUUUGCUGAAGAAAAUCCCCAACACGAUCGGUAGCUUACGCAAAUUGAGAGUGCUAGACUUGGAAGAAAAUCGCAUCGAAUCGCUUCCCAAUGAAAUAGGCUUACUACGAGACUUACAACGAUUGAUUUUACAAUCAAAUCAACUGACAGCUUUACCUCGAACUAUUGGACACCUGACAAAUCUCACAUAUUUAUCCAUUGGCGAGAAUAAUUUGCAGUUUUUGCCCGAGGAAAUUGGUACGCUAGAGAAACUGGAAAGCUUAUACGUAAAUGAUAAUCAAAACUUGGUCAAACUUCCAUAUGAGUUAGCUUUAUGCCAAAAUCUACAAAUAAUGAGCAUUGAAAAUUGCCCACUAAGUGCAAUACCGUCCGAAGUUGUUGGCGGCGGCCCUUCUCUGGUUAUACAGUACCUUAAAUUACACUCGCCAUACAAACAAAUGUGAUUUAACGACUUACCACUAACUGCACAAGAGUUACACGUAGAUGCAUAAUUAGAUGAAGAAAAGAAGAGAAACUUGAUCAAUUUAACAACAUCAACAACAAAUGGACGAUCGAAACAGGAAGCAGACAUGAACACACUCACAAUAUACACUGAAUAUACCAACGAAUUUAAAUUCUUGCUGACAGAAGAAAAGUUAAUUUGUGAGAUUUGCUUUCAGGAUAACACAGAACAUUUAAAAGGAAAUUUUUUUAACCCAUUAACGCCCAACGUCCUAUUUUUGGGACACAAACAAUUUCUGACUUUUUCGAAGAUUUACCACUAAAUUUUUCUUACAUGUGACAUAUGUACGUAUAUAACAUAUACCAUUAAACCGGAUAAUGUUGUGGCUUUCCAAAAAUACCUAUACUUUCGUAUAAAUCACUCCAGGUCUCAAGUUAGCCUUGGCCUGAAGUUGAGGAAAAAAAAUUAAUUUUUUUUUGUCUGGGCGUUAAUGGGUUGAAAUGAAAAAAAAAAACAAACAUAAGAGAAAACAUUUGCCAAAAUAAUGCUUUGGUUAUCACUAUACUUUAUGGUUCGAAUUAUUUUUUUAUAAUCAAGCAAGUUAAAAACAAAACAAAACCAAAAAAAAAUAUAUGAAAUAACGAUUAUUAUGAAUAUUGUUCGUUUCAUCCAGUGAAGAGUUUAACUGAUAACUGAUUAGAGAGAAAAGAUGACAAAAAAUUGCGAAUGGUGAAAUGAAACGAAGCCCUUCCAGCCCAUUUCAUUUCACAAUUUCCACACAAGUAUUACAUGUGAUACAACAAUGAAUGAAAACAAACUAGCAGAUUUUCAAAACGAAAAAAGUAUCGAUAUAUUUCACAAACAAACACGAGAAAAAUCAGUGGCAUUUUAUGUACAGUUUCAGCGCAAACAACAAACAAAGUUUUAAAAAAGAAAAAGAAAAGAACGAUCGAAAUAAGUUUGCUUAUUUAUUGUAUGAAGAGCAUAGGCAGCUGGUACAAUAUUAAUUAAAAAGAAAAAAUCAACAACAGCAUAAAAUUAUUGGGAUGGAUGGCACAUCCAGCAUCCCAUUAUAAUAUAUAAUAAGUGUUUCGAUAUCAUUAUAUUUAAAUUUGAAGAAAAAAAAUGAAAAAAAUGAAUAAUUAUAAUAAAGUUGAAUACAAAAACAGACACGUUAAAAAGUAGCAGAUACAACCAAGUUGAAGCGAUAAAAUAAAAGAACGCAAAUUCCAAUGCAGAUUCGAGGUAAAUGUGGAAAUUUUCCUCUUUCGUGAAAAUCGAAAUGAAAAACAAAUAUCGGCCAAUUUUCUUUUGUGAAAUAAACAGCAUCUCCAAGGAAAAAGUUAAAUUUUGUCGGAAAAAUGACGAAGAAGAAAAAUCAACAGAAUUCGGUUGAAAAGCGCUUGUAUGUUUUUGUACUCUUUGUGUUGCUUUCUAGACGUUGUAUUUCAUUUGAAACAAGAAAGAAAAGAGUUGAAAAUUGGCCAAUCCAGUAAAAACAAAAAUAAUGAGCAUUCGACAAAAGUUCUACACAUAAUUAAGUUGAAAAUUCUCUUUUUUUCGAAAAUGAACCAAAAGCGUAUCAUAAGAGAACAUAAGAAAAAUUGUUAAGUAAGUUGCACUUCAUUUCGAAAUCAUCAAACUGUCUUAGUACACAUGAUUUGAAAAAGAAAACAAAAAAAAAACAACACAAAAACAUAUUUUUAUUAUUAUUUUACGUGCAUUUAGAUUGAACAAACAACUCAGUUACUACAUUUAUUGACAUUUUUAUGUGCCCAUUUUAAACAACAACAAAAAAACUUAUUUAUUUUGCAUCUUAGAUUAAACGAAAAUUUAGCGUUCAUUUGGGAUUUGUUCCUAAAAAAAUCAAAUAACAUUUUUUUCAAGUAUUGCAUUCAAACCAACCAUGUUUGUAUCAUUUCUGUGGGAACUAAAUUUGCCAAAUGUAUCAUAAUCAUAUACUGUACAAGAAAA